AGUCUUCUUCUAAAUCAUUAUCAUCUGUGUUAAAAAACAAAAAAACUACUGAUCUACUAAAAAAAAGAAAAAAAUGCAGACUCAUAGCUAAAGUAUGGCAUUAUUUUAAAAUAGAAGGAAAUUUCGCAGUAUGCCAAGUUGAAAUAACUCAAAAUGAAAAAACAAAAAAGUGUAAGCAAAAAUAUGACUAUACUAAUUCAAAUUUAAUAACAUCAAUGAAAAACUAA
This is a messenger RNA of Racocetra fulgida, 227 nucleotides long. Lineage: Eukaryota; Fungi; Glomeromycota; Glomeromycetes; Diversisporales; Gigasporaceae. The record is from the annotation of a GenBank genome assembly.